UAAAAUAUAAAAAUUAUAAAUAUGAAUAAACAUUAAGAUUAAUUAAAAACAUAUUAUUUUUUAAAAUAUUAGAAAUUAUCGUUUUAUCAAACGAAGAAAAUGAUAUGCAGGUUGUAAUAGAAAACGAUACAGAGAUAUACCAACUGCCUUUCGGUAACAGCAUAGAGAAAUUUUUCGACAUUGACAAAUUUGAAAAAGCAAUUAAUGAAGACAGAGAACUAUUAGAUGAAAUACUGGGAGAAAAAUCUGAAGACGUGGAACAAACUUUUAAAAACAAAAAGUUAGAAGAAACAUCUGAACCAUUGAUUUCUAAACCACCGCUUCAGGAACAAUCUGAAAAAUUGCAUGAUCCUACAGCUGAUUCACCAAUUCAGUGUCCACCUUUCAAGGACCAAUCGAAAGAAUUAAAUGAUCUUCUAGCUAUACCACCGAUUCCGAACCUACCGCUCCAUGGACAAUCGACAUGUAAUUCAAAUAUUUUAGAUGGACCAGCUGAUUCACACAUUCUAACUUCACCACGCAAUGUACAAUGGGACAGGCGAAAUAAUCGACUAGGACAUACGUAUAUGUCAUAUUCACAGAACUAUGCUCAUCCUUUUCAUCUAAAUCGACCGUUCCAGGAGCAACCAAGAAGACAAAAUGAUCGACUAACUCAUCCGUACAUGGCAUAUCAACAGCACUAUUCUCAACCUUUUUAUACGAAUCAACAAUUCCAGGAACAAUCGCAGAGACCAAAUCCACAGGAAUAUGCUCAAUAUUUUUUUCUAAAUCAACCGUAUCAAGGACAUUCAACAAGAAUAAAUAUAAUACGUUGGAAACUUUCAACAACGGAAAAACUGGCUCAGUAUUGGCCUGCUGUGCCAAAAUAA
This is a messenger RNA of Leptopilina boulardi, 869 nucleotides long. RefSeq lists its product as uncharacterized. The transcript has 9 exons. The coding region runs from base 105 to 869 and encodes 254 amino acids. Lineage: Eukaryota; Metazoa; Arthropoda; Insecta; Hymenoptera; Figitidae. The record is from RefSeq and is a predicted model, not a curated record.